CGCUCCUAGUACCACUGUAGUUUACCAAGUGAGAAUUUCUGACGUUCACUUUCCUUUUCUCAGAUACCAUAACGAUACCCUCCAAACGGUUCUUCCGUUGCCCUCUUUGCAGUAACGAAAUAUGACGAACUUGGACGAACGACCUAAUCGUAUACAUUCACUACAUCCCAGAACUACCAUCGAGACAGGAAGUAUUCAACAAAAUUGGUGGACAACAUCUGGAGGCUCCACAUUUAUACCUCCCGGCACAGAAAAUCCAACUUCGACUUCCUCGUCGCAUUUGGGUCCCCCAUCUAGUGCAGGAACGCCUGGAACCGGAGUAGGAGGAAUAUUUACCACAACAUUCACCACCGCCAUCCCAGUUUCGCUAUUCACAUCUGCAUCUUCCACGAUUACCUUGUUUUCACAGUCUAUUGUAACAUCGGUUACAUCUUUACCUCCCCCUUCGACAACUUCUGGCGCGUCUUCGUCGUCUACGACUGGUACAUCGCUCCCGGAUACCGGUCAAGUUCAAAGCCAUACCCCAGUUUGCAUUGGAGGAGGUCUGGACGCGCAAUCAGACGGUUUGAUAGCGUCUCUCAUCGUUCCCGGUGCCAUCGGUUUACUUAUUUGGCUCUUAUUUGCCAUUUUACGACCGCGUUUCAGACAGAUUUAUGCGGUCAGGGAGUGGUUUGUUCAACAAGAUCUACGACCGAAACCACUCGGUUCCGGGUUCUUUGCCUGGCUUUCCCCCCAUGUUCCUCUCGUACCCGACCUAGCAGAUGAUGAUGACGUGAAGAAAUUUGGUCGCUCCGUCACGGACGACAAAGAACAUUUUCCGUCCGACGGCCAACUUAGCCAACGCGCUCUUUGGAUUGCAUUUCUGAUUGUUUUGGGAUGGACUGUUCUUGGAUUAGGCGGAGCACUCCCACUAUACCUUAUCGAAACGACUUGUCUCGCGCAGCAACCGAGCACGGCCGUGUUUGGAGGUUCAUAUUCUGCCCUACAAGACCUCAGUCUGUUGCGAUUGUUACAAGAACUCGAUCGUGGGAGCAUUAGCACCACGAACCUCAUGACUACCUCUGACAAUCAUAUCCUCACCAAACGUGCUGAUAAUUCCUCCGACCCGUUGAACAUCCGACCGCGAAUCAUCGUGUUGACAGUAUUCGUUGCGGUUCUUGCCUUGCUUCCUGCGUUGUUCAAGAUCACGAAAGAAUUUAACAAACUCGCUGCAUAUCGAAAAAGGUGGCUGGAGGGAAAAUGUCAAGGGAAGGAUUUAGCAUGGCUUAGCGCGAAGGAUGCACCUGGUUUUUCAGGUUGGGGCGAGAAACGACUGAAAGAUUUCGUGUUGAAGUCAGGGUUGAGCUCUUCUCUGGAAAAUGACAGUCGACAAGGCACCAUGCGUUCGCGCUCACGCGGUCAUGGGAAUGGGAAUGGUAGCAGCUCGAGAUCUGAUCGCAGGAGAGAAAAUAUGGAACUGCUGGAUGAUAAGGAGAAGUCGAAGUUGGAGGUCGAUAUCAACGGAAUAUUCUCUGUUUGUGAUACCCAGGCCCUUGCUGUACUCAUAGAAGAACGUGAUGAGAUACUUGAAAAUUUGGAAAUUGCCGAAACGAAAUACAUCAAUUCCUUCAAACUUUCGACUCCAGAACCCUCAUUGAAUGAUGCUGAGCCUUUUCCGCCUCCAGAUGAUUCGCGCCCAUACAUCAGCCGACCCAAGAAAUUCGGUCACCGACGAAUGCGUUCAAAGAACCCAGCUCCCGCAGCAUCAUCCCUUGCACCUACUUCAUUCGUAGCACCUUCUCACUACUACAAGAUUGGUGGCGUUUCCGGCGUCAGCGGAGGUCAUUUUACGGAUACUUCUUAUGAAAAGGGUAGAGAGAGAAGCCUCAGCUUCUCGGAUACGUUUCAUUCAAGGAUCAUCGGCUCUCGAUUUCAAGAACUUAACCGAGACUCCGCUCAUUCAGGACAAUUCCCGCUCGGUAGUGCUCUCCAUGUGCGACAGGGAACACUAGAGUUGCUAGGCAAGGACUCCGAAUCUGUGAGCUCCUUUCCAAUCCCUGAUCCUCGCAGAUAUGGACCAAACUAUGCCGAAUCUGCCGAUGGUGGAUUGAACACCUUGGAGGAGGAAGAAUGGGUUGACGUUUCUAGGGAAGGGACACCGGAUGAAAUCAUGCAAAGUGCAGUAAAUGGUACUGGUUCUGCUGGGCCAUCCUUCAGGAGACGGUCUUUCAGAAUGGGCUCGGAGUCGCAGUCUAAACGCGAAACCUUCCCUUUUCGCAAAACAGUCGGACCCGAAUCCCCUGACGAUGUUCCACCCCCUCACUUGCGAUUACAACACUCUCAACCCUUUGUGCGCCCCCUGGAUGGGAUUAGCUAUGAUCAUUUGGGGGUGAUCUAUUCGGACAUUGCUGUGUGGCGAACGAAGCUCAAACAGAUCAAUGUCGACAUUAUCGACGCUCAAAGAGAAUGUUACAAUGAUAUUGCAGAGGGUGUGAGGAUCAAGGGGUGGUUGUUUGUUGGGCAGGGCUUGAGGCACAUACCCAAGAUGCAGGUAAUUGAGGGACGCAGUAAAGAUGACGUGCGGUGGGACAUCUUACAAAACGAGCGGACCAUGUUGGAUCAUUGCGUUUAUUAUGCAGUUGUCCUUGUGGCUACUGUUUUACUGGCUGCUGGAUUGACUGCUGCUUCGGGCCUUGCGUUGGCUACAGCCCCUGAUUUUUCUCAUUACCUCCCGUUCUUACAAACACUGUGGAGUGAGAAUAGGCUAGCAGCUGGCAUUGUGACGGUGUUCGUUCCAGCAUUUGCGAUUUCCCUCUUCGUCUAUAUUGGGCUUCGUGUCGUUCUGUGGGCGUCUGAAAUACGAGCAACGAUAUCUGUGUCCGCGGGUCAACUCCAAAAGUUCAAAGCAACCUUCUAUUUCCUCGCCAUUGUAUCUGCAUUAUGGCUGGUCACAGUUGGUGCUCUUCUCUUCGGCAUCCAGGCAUUUAGUAACAACAACGACCCCGCACGAGCUGUGGCGAACGGUUCGAUCUACAUGAGCGCAGUCGUAAUGGCUGUUGUGGUUCAAGUGGCUAUCAUCCUCCCCGGAAUUCUCAUUUUACAGCCUGUGACACUGUGGCGUGUCACUCGACUGGAGAAAUACGUAAUUACCCCUCGACAACGAUUCCGAGCCGUGUACCCACGAACCUACCAGCCCGAUUCGUUUACUGCGACCGGCGCCUGCAUUCUUGCCAUUGUGUUUGCGUCAGCGUUUACUUUGAUUUUCCCGCUUAUUGGACCUGCUGUUGUAAUAUUAUUGCUACUAACGCUCAUCGCUCACCGAUUCUUAAUUGGAUAUGUAUACGCACCUAACGCUAGCACCGGCGGGCUACUCCAAAUCUGGCUUUUACGUCGUUUAGGGACGCUUCUAGCUCUCCAACCCUUACUCGUGGGACUCAUCUUCUUGAGCCGUCGAUUAUGGAUCGAAGGUGGGGUGUUGGCUGGGGUAGCUGUGUUUGUGGUCAUCUUCAUUGAGAUCUUCACGAGUAUUCGGAUGUCGGAUCGGAAGACUCUGAGCAAUAUCACUAAGGACUCUGUGGAGACAUUCUUUUCGACCGCUAGAACUAAACGAGCAAUUAUGGAAGAUGAGGAGAGUACAAGUUUGGUGGGCAGUCGGUCUGGUGUAACUAGACCUCGUGGGUCAAUGGCGUCUGUACUGGAGAUGAUGAGUUUGACUUUGGCUGUUAUGCCAUCUACUUCACGUACAAGAGGACCGAUACCGCUGAAUACGGAAUCUUUGGAUGACUUGUUACGAACGGAGCGAGCAGCACAAACACACCCUGAUGCUCCACCGCACCUGCCAGCAUUACCUUUUGCCGACCAUGCAGAAGAGAUGGCCGGAAUUCUGUACGCUCCUGAGUUGAUUGCUCCACCGCCGAUAAUCUGGCUGCCUAACGACACGCCUGGAGUUGGCCGUUCAGAGGCGUUGGAUUUGCAGAAGUACCAUGAUCUGAAGGUUACUCUGGAUAUUGGCCCGGGAGGGACGCCCUCGCCAGUUUUUUCAUAGAACGUUAUCGUCGAAGUCCAGAGACCACUCGAUCAUGAGAGCCUUGUAUUGAAAUGAAAUGGACACUGUGAAUUUGUUUAUCCCGUGCAUAGUGGAGUGUGAAUAUUCCCCCUGGUUACUUUUGGCGGUCGCUGUGCAGUGGGCCCACAGCGACCCUGGCAGUCUGGCCGUUUGUGCCACAUAUCCGGUUAUUUCGUGGUAAUCAACAAUCAACUCUCGAAUGGUUCUUCUUCACUGUUCACAAUACUAGAACUUGCGGGUUCGGGACAUGGGAAAAUGACUAGGAAGGACAAUGGAGGUGGAGACUCGCUUACGGGUGGAGUCAUUAUUACACCACUCGUCCAUAUGAUCCGGCGUAAACAUCAAAAAAAGACUAUAAAGCUCCUUGUUCGUU
This is a messenger RNA of Marasmius oreades (fairy-ring Marasmius), 4418 nucleotides long. RefSeq lists its product as uncharacterized. Gene Ontology annotation, cellular component: plasma membrane. The transcript is spliced from 10 exons. Lineage: Eukaryota; Fungi; Basidiomycota; Agaricomycetes; Agaricales; Marasmiaceae. The record is from RefSeq and is a predicted model, not a curated record. Gene Ontology annotation, molecular function: calcium-activated cation channel activity. The coding region runs from base 122 to 4024 and encodes 1300 amino acids.